Molecule: messenger RNA, 1995 nt
Organism: Ectocarpus siliculosus
Lineage: Eukaryota; Phaeophyceae; Ectocarpales; Ectocarpaceae
Source: the annotation of a GenBank genome assembly
AUGAACGACACUGGCGCUGCGAUGGCGGAGCACAGGAGGGAUGCCCAGUGGGGCGUCACUGACUUCAUAGGAAAAUUCCACCUAAGCAGAAUGACAACACCGAAUACGAUCCCGGGUACAGCGACAAGGGUCGAGCAGGAGCGCAACACUUUCCUCGAAAAGCGGGCCAGCUCGCUGCAGAAGACCCUCGACAACAUCGAAGCCCGGCGACGUCUCAGGGUCCGGUCUCGAUUGCGAGAUCGAUCAUCGAGCGGUUCGAGCUAUCGACUCGUCGCUACAGCCGAGGAAAAGUACGGCAACACCCCGCUGCACAGGGCGGUCUCGCUGGGUUUCGUGGAGAUUUGCAGCGUUUUGCUCGAGGCCGGAGCUGACCUUGAUGCUGUCAACACGAUGGGCGACGCCCCCAUCCACUGCUGCUGGCGGUUCUGGAAGGGCGACUCGUGCAAGUACGGCUUGUGGCGGAAGAACCCGUAUCUCAUGACCACGAAAAAGAUGAAAGAGGAUUUCGCUAGAAUGGAAAGAGACAUCCAGAGCACCGUGUCGCUUCUGAGGCUGCUAACACGGGGCGGGGCGGACGUUGAUGCACAGCGCAACAACGGGGAGGUCGCACUGCAUACCGCCGCUCGACGGGGCCCCUUCAUGGCCCUCUGGAUUCUCCUGCUGAGCCAAGCAACCCACGACAUCAUCGACCACCGGCACUUCACCCCGGAGACCGCCGCAAUCAGGGCGGGCAACGAGGACGCUAAGACGCUCCUGGCGACCUGGCCGGUGGCAAGACUCAAGUACCGGAACUCGGAGUUCGUUCAGGAAUGGAUGAAGUUUCUGACUGAUCCGGACGCGAACCUGACCACGGAUCUGACAGCGAAGGAGGUGCUGGCUCAGGUAAGGAUGGAGGAGCACGAAGAGAGCACGGCCGUACACGCGAGGGGGGGACACUUGCUGGUGGACGAGAUCAUCACGGGGCCCGUGCUGAGCGCGGAGCAAAGGGCUCGCGCAAAAAUUCUCAACUUCUCUGCGUCGGACGCGGUGACCAUCGCUUCCACACUUGAGAACAGCACCAACAACACUAACAGCGCCAAGUCUUGUUCGGGCAGCAACUGCGGUCCUAGCCCUUCGGGAACGAGGGAAAGCGACGAGGGCGGGCGGAGACGGGGGGAGGAAGAAGGGGACAAGGGAGGGGACAAAAAACGACGGCAACAGAAAACCAAGAGCAAGUUAGGGAAGGAGAUUGAUGUUUACCUUGCCCAGGCGAGGGACGAGGCGGCAGGGGUGCGCGUCGGUGGCCUCACAGGGCAGUCAACGGCGUACUCACGGCUGGUGGCGAAGGAACAGUUAGAGGGGCGCAGAAAUCGUUGGCCAGGAAUACGGGACAACGGCAAAGAUCCACCCACAGGCGGAGCGGGUUCGGGAUGUUCAGGCGACCCCUUCGGGAGGCCGAUGACGACAAGCCAGCGGAGACGUGUCGCCGCUCUUGAAAUUGCGGAGGAUGGGGGCAUAGAGAGCCCGCUCAUUCGCGCAGCAACAUCAUCUGCGCUGCUCACCACACGGUCUCGGGCGAUGAAGAAAGAGAGCACUCCGCACCCGUUCUACGGACGGCGGCUGCUGACGCAACGCCUGCUAAACCAGCGAGAGAGGGAGGCGAGCAUCAAGCCCACCGCUACCAUAGGGAUGAACAAGGGUCUAGACCCCGGGGGAAGGAAGCGCGCCUUGUACCUGAACGAUACUCGAACGGCUUUCAACGACCACGAACUGCUUCCGGACCCGAACGACCCCGGCGGCGUCCACGUGGAAGAAGCGGGACGCCUGCACGCGUUGCACCCCGCAAUGCAGUGGCGGAAACUGCACGAGCGGCCUUUCAGCGAGCUGCAGGGUAGCCGCGAUCACAGCGAGAACGUCUAUGACUCCAUUCUCGAGAACUACUGCCCAAGGGCUUGGAACGCGGUGGGCGCCCAAGAGCCCCUGUUUCCAGUGCGGGGGCAUGGGCCAUACAAGUAA